Mytilus trossulus (common blue mussel) is the source of this 711-nucleotide messenger RNA. RefSeq lists its product as uncharacterized. The transcript has a single exon. The coding region runs from base 1 to 711 and encodes 236 amino acids. NCBI's taxonomy places the organism in Eukaryota, Metazoa, Mollusca, Bivalvia, Mytilida, Mytilidae. Gene Ontology annotation, biological process: DNA recombination; DNA integration. The record is from RefSeq and is a predicted model, not a curated record. Gene Ontology annotation, molecular function: DNA binding.
AUGGCAGGUCAGUUAGAUCCUACAGAGAAUUCUUUUGUAAAAAAUAUAGUUGAAUCAGCUAAACGUACUGCUAAAGCUCCAGUUGUAAAGAAAGAUCCUGUCUCCAAUGACAAUUUGAUAAGUUUAUGUUCUAUGUUUCAAGGUUCGAAUGAUUUAACAGUAGUUAGGGAUCUGGCUAUGAUUUUACUGAGUUAUAGUGCUUUUCUUAGAUUUAGUGAGUUGAGUAAUCUGAAAUGUAACGACAUUAUAUUUAAGGAUAGUUAUUUAGUUGUAAAGAUUAAAAAGAGCAAAACUGACCAAUAUAGAGCUGGAGAUGAAGUUUUGGUUUCUAAAGGUCAAUCAAUGGCUUGUCCCUUUGAUAUGUUAUUAAAGUAUGUUGGAUUGGCGCAUUUAGAUAUUUUUUCAGACAAGUAUUUGUUUCGUCCAUUGUAUAAAUCUAAGAACAAGUCUGGUUUAAUUCAGGUUAAUAAACCGAUCAGCUAUAGCACAGCUAGAGAAUGCAUACUGAAGCGUUUAAAAUUAGUUGCUCCAGAGUUAAACCUUGGUUUGCACUCUUUGAGGUCUGGUGGUGCCACUGCGGCGGCUAACUCUGACGUUAACGAAAGGUGCUGGAAGCGCCAUGGUAGAUGGAAAAGCGAUUCUAGCAAGGAUGGUUAUGUGGCUGAUUCUAUUGAAAACAGAUUAAAAGUGUCGAAGAAAUUAGGUUUAUGA